Molecule: messenger RNA, 330 nt
Organism: Belonocnema kinseyi
Lineage: Eukaryota; Metazoa; Arthropoda; Insecta; Hymenoptera; Cynipidae
Exons: 3
Coding region: 1-330 (109 amino acids)
Source: RefSeq, a predicted model, not a curated record
AUGCAUUCCUUCGAGCAAGCACCGAACUUCCCCUUUCCGGGUACCAGUCCACAUUUCGAAAGGGAUUCUGCCCUUAAUUCUGCUAGAUGGACAUCGAUUUCGGAUGUGGUUUGCAGUCUUAGAUGCAUUGAAGAAUCGUGGAUGAAGGACUAUACUAUGUAUAGCCAUCAAUGUGUCCUCAGACUUGCAAAUGGUCUUAAGGCUCAAUUCACGCGCCAAGACAUCGCUAGGGUUCACUGCAUUAAAGCACUACCUAAGCCACAACGCGGCUUUAGAUGUUCGGUUGAACCUGGAUUACCAUUCAAAAGGGCUGACAUUAUUUAUAUAUGA